Callorhinchus milii (elephant shark) is the source of this 4425-nucleotide messenger RNA. RefSeq names its product Indigoidine_A and YeiC_kinase_like domain-containing protein. NCBI's taxonomy places the organism in Eukaryota, Metazoa, Chordata, Chondrichthyes, Chimaeriformes, Callorhinchidae. The transcript has 19 exons. The record is from RefSeq and is a predicted model, not a curated record. Gene Ontology annotation, molecular function: kinase activity; pseudouridylate synthase activity. Bases 169 to 2295 code for a protein of 708 amino acids.
AGAGAAGCUGGAAAAUGUAAGGCUGUACGAGAAAUUAUUAUUAUUAUUAUAAAUUCCCAUUCAAUGGCAAUUUAGAAGAUGGACUGAGCGGUUGAACUGAUUUCUUGUGAUUCAUUGCUUUCAGUGAGGCUGGUGACAUUUCCAAGUUGUGCCGAUCCUCUUCAGAGAAUGCAGCACAGACUCACUCCACUCCUGCUCCUUGCAGCUCACGUCAACCAGGGACUGAGCCCCGUCUGCAGGCGACUACACGGUGGGCUGCUGAGAGUGCACCCCCGGGUAUCAGAAGCGAUCGCCAAUCAAAAGCCUGUGGUGGUGCUGGAGAGUACCAUCAUCACACAUGGAAUGCCGUACCCUCACAACCUCAAUACUGCUAGAGAGGUGGAGGAGGUGGUGAUGAGACAUGGAGCAGUGCCGGCUACGGUUGCUGUUCUGAAAGGCAGGAUCCAUGUGGGCUUGUCCGAUCCUGAAUUGCAGUACCUGGCUGAGAGCAAGGAAACGUUCAAAGCAUCUCGCAGAGACCUGCCAUACUUCCUAAGCAAAGGCUUCUCUGGUGGUACUACGGUUUCAGCCACGAUGAUGGUAGCCCACAAAGUCGGUAUUCGGGUGUUUGUGACCGGUGGCAUCGGAGGGGUGCAUCGCGACGGACAAAGGACCUUGGAUAUAAGUGCAGAUCUCACUGAGCUGGGACGUACUCCUGUUGCCGUGGUUUCAGCAGGAGUCAAAUCUAUUCUGGACAUUGGAUGCACAUUGGAAUAUCUGGAGACACAGGGUGUGUGCGUGGCCACGUUUGGAAAGACCCGCGAUUUUCCUGCUUUCUUCAUUCCUCAAAGUGGGUUUCAGGCUCCUUAUAAUGUGAUUACCGAGGAGGACGCAGCACAGCUGAUUGAUAGUGCCUGUGAGCUUGGCCAGGGUAGCGGUGUGCUGAUCGCGGUUCCUAUUCCUGAGGAGCACGCACCGGAGGGCUUCCUGAUUGAAGAAGCUGUCCAGCAAUCUGUAGCUGAGGCAAGGGCUGAAGGAAUCCUGGGAAAAGAAGUGACUCCCUUCAUUCUCCAGAGAGUUAUGGAGCUCACACAAGGAGCAUCUUUGAGUGCCAACAUUGCUCUCAUCAAGAAUAACGCAAAAGUGGGCAGCCGCAUAGCGUGUGCCCUGGCGAGACGGAGACAUGGCAAGCAUGCAAUACCAUCAGAACUACAGACAGAGAAGCAGGCCAACCCCACACAACCAGUGGUGAUCGGCGGGUGCAAUAUUGAUUUUAUUGCAAAGGCAAACGAUGAUAUAAUGAAGUUUGGUGGAGUCACAAACCCAGGCAGUGUUUAUCAGUCCUUCGGGGGAGUCGGAAGAAACCUGGCAGAUUGUCUGAGUCGUCUGGGGAUAGCACCACUCUUCAUCUCUGCUAUUGGGCAGGAUGGACAUGCAGAAGCAUUCCUUCACAAUUGCAGUCACAUGGACACCAGUGCUGUGGCAAGGUUACCAAGCUGCAACACAGCAACAUACUGUGUGGUGAUCACAGGAACCGGGGAGCUGUGUAUGGGAAUUGGGGACAUGGACAUUCACCAGCAGAUAACGGAGCAGUAUACUUCUCAGUUUGAGGAACGGCUGCGCUCAGCAUCACUGGUGUGUUUGGAUGGGAAUAUCCCUGUGUCAACCUUAGACUAUGUCUGCAGAGUCGCUAAAGACCAUAAUGUGCCAGUGUGGUAUGAGCCCACAGACUUCAACAAGGCCAGUAAACCCUUUGUAUCGGACAGUUGGAGAGCCCUGAUGUACACCUCACCCAACCUAGGCGAGCUCCGCUCGAUGAACGAAGCUCUGGGCUUGCCAGUUCCAGCAGAGUUGCCCUCAGAGAUGGAGGAUGUGAUUGACGUGGCAAUGAGCAUGUCGCGGCCACUGCUGAAGCACCUGCAGUGUGUGCUGGUUAGUCUGGGCUGUCAAGGCGUGCUCCUAUGUGGCAGGGGUGAAGCAGGAACACUUUCUCUUCAGCCAAGGAAAGACCAUCAGAGUGCAAUCGGUAAGGUGUGUGCUCUCCAUCAACCGUCAAUUUCUGUGGAUGCGGAAGAGAUAAUGAAUGUGUCUGGAGCUGGCGACAGCCUUGCUGCCGCAGUGAUUGCGGGUCUGCUAAGUGGACAGGACACACACACCUGCCUCAGGAUGGGGCUGCUGGCUGCUAACUACUCCCUCAAGUCACGGGAUCCCAUCUCCAGGUCCAUCACUAUGGAUAGUGUAAACCCACAGCGGGUCAAUGAGAGAGCCUGGCUUGCACCAACCUACCACUGGGUGGACGAGACCUUCAUUAAAUAGAAACUGUAAUAUCUCUGCACAAUUUGAAGGAUUCUUGUUAAUCUGGAGUAAUUUCAACUUUGUUUUCUCUGACUUUGAUUCAAAGUCAAAUAAUAUUGUCUCCUCUGUUUGGAGCAGUGAUACCCUGAGUUCGGUAAACACAUGAUUUCCAUGAAAUUCAGAACCUCACUCAAAGAGUCUGUAAAGAUUUACAUUGGAGCAGUUAGGGUGAUUUUGUGAAAACCACACUGGCACUGUUACACUGACCUGGGUGUGUCUGACAAGGCAGUAUAGAAGGGAGGGGGAUAUAUUGUAGUUGAGGCACGGUUAGGUAGAAAAGCAGAGACUCCAUAUGUACUCUGUGUGCACCUAGAUAACUUAGGAAGAACAAGGUAAUUCAGUCAAUUUCUGCUCCUUCCACCGGACACUCCCUAUACAAUACAGAACAAAGUGAACUAUUGCUACCAGGGUCUUCAUACAAGAAGCUGAAAACGAAUUCUAUAUCAAAGUUUUCUUUAUAUUUUAUUCAUGUAUUGAAGCAUUAUAAGCAAAUCAGCCUCUCCAUAUAAGAAUAAUGAAUAUAUACUAUUGCUAAGUGUUGCCAGCAAUAAAACAUAUACUUACAUAUCAAUUACUUUGAUGCUGUAGAUUGGCAAAACCUUGUUAAGUGACUGUUAUGCUGUUUACUGAUAUAUGGUUUGUUUGGGGAUAGAAAGUUACAUUUGUAUUACAAUCCUUUGAUUUAAUACCUUUAUCUAUUCCAUUUAAUUGUUAAGUGAGUUUUUGCUGAUGAUUGUACUUUGUAGCAGUUAUAACCUUGCUAGGAAUGAACAGUAUCUGUAUUUUUUUUGUCUUUUAUCCUUGCUCUGCCUGGUACUGCUACACUUUCAAGGGGGGUUGUAUUAUUAAUUUUAUGACAUUUCUUGGUUUGAACCUGAUGGAUGUUCGUUUUCCUUGCCUUGUUUGGUUGGAUAUGGUAAUGAGGAGUAGGGGUGAACCACCAGAUGGGUGCAGAUGGGUGAGAAAUGGAACAAAGGAACGGUGUUGAUGUAUGAUAAGAGGAUGGCCUUGACUAUCACAAUUGGAGAUAGUCAUGCCUCCUUAUCUCAGGUCACUAUUUUUACUAGUGCAAAGCUGUGCUACCUUAUGUAAGUUCAUAUUUUUAUCAAUGUUAUCAAGAUGCAACCAGAGGUAGAUCCCACCUACACAUGGAAAUAAUGGAAUUCUCAGUUUGGAUUGAAUAUUCUUAAACAUGGCGAUGGGCUUCCGUGUGUGUCAGACACCCGGCCAACCCCAAAAAAGAACGCUUCAAUGAUAUAGUUUUUGAAAGAUAAAAAGCAAGAAAAUGAUAUCUGUGAGAUUAACUAGCCAAUGUUGCAGCUAGGAGUUGAAGGAAUGGUUAAGCAAACGAAUGGGUAUAAACAAAGCUGUUGUAGCUGCUGCUCUUCAGAACAGACCCGAGAAGAAAGACGAUACCAUUUAAAAAAGAAGACUCCUGCAACUGUGUAUUCUGUUCUACAGCUUGUUAAUUCUAUCAUAUUCACUUCUAUAUAGAAGUUGUAACCGUUAAUUUUUACCUAUCUUGUGUGAGCUUGAUUUUCUCGGGGUCCCGAAUCAAACCAAGACUCACAAUUUUCCCAGUUAAUAAUUUGACUUAACUUAAAUACACAAGUGGCCCAUUGCAGUCAACAGUAUCUAGUCUUAAUAUUGUAAUAAUAAUAAUCCUUGCAUUUGAUAUAGCAUCUUAUCACGUUGUUGAGACGUCUCAAAGCGCUUCAUAGAACUUAUGGUAAAGUGAAUUGAUUGUACCUUUUGUGAGCAAAACUCGACAGCAUUCUUUUUGUAUCAUGGUCACCACUGUACGUGAACAGACCAGCAUGAAACUUAUUGCAACCUCAAUUGUGCAAUUGCUUUGCAAAACUAAUUUGCAUGUCAUGACUCUGGUUUAAACUUCAUAACAGAUAUAUUAAAAUUGUUUCUAUACAAGGGACACACUGGCUAUGCAUGAUGUGCAGGGUUGGAGAGAGGUUUCCUAUGAAACAACCAAUGAUUACUGCCAUCAUAUUUCCUUUCAAGAAUGACUAGAGCCUUAGUUUUGCAAUGUUACAGCUAGAAGAUUAAAUGGCAGGAAUCAACCCCUGUUGACCUUUC